Phoenix dactylifera (date palm) is the source of this 3297-nucleotide messenger RNA. Its product is annotated as Tetratricopeptide repeat (TPR)-like superfamily protein. Gene Ontology annotation, cellular component: intracellular membrane-bounded organelle. Gene Ontology annotation, biological process: RNA modification. Gene Ontology annotation, molecular function: zinc ion binding; protein binding; RNA binding. The record is from RefSeq and is a predicted model, not a curated record. Lineage: Eukaryota; Viridiplantae; Streptophyta; Magnoliopsida; Arecales; Arecaceae.
UCGCACUACGCGCGCCGCGCCAAAUAAACGACGAGCUGGCUGGGUGGUGCAAGAAGAUCCCAGCGCUCCGACCCAAGCCCGCCACCCCUUCUCCUCUUAUUCUCUCCCUCCAAAAUCUCUCCACGCUCUCAUGCCCGCCCGCAGAAGCCACCCCGAAUGGGUUCCGCCUUCUCUCCGACCACCCGAACCCCGAGGUCUCCCUCUUCCUACAAAAAGGCUUCGCAGAGAUCUCCAACCUUCUCACUGGAAGAACAAUCCACUGCCUUUCUAUUCGGCGCUCCAUUCACCUCAGCCUAUUCCACUACAACACCCUCAUCAACUUGUACUUCAGAUUCGGCCGAUUGGAAACCGCGCUCAAAGUGUUCGAUCACAUGCCUCAAAGAAACGAUGCCUCUUGGAAUACAGCAAUUUCUGGCUGUGUUCGAGUGGGUUCCUUUGCUAAAGCUGUUGAAUUGUUCCGAGAGAUGAGGGAAGACGGCAUCGAGCCCAACAAGUUUGUGCUCGCAAGCCUCCUGACGGCCUGUAACCGGUGGGCAGAGAUGGUUGGAAAAGGUAUCGAAAUCCAUGCUUUUGUUUUGAAAAUUGGGAUGAUGAGUAAUGUAUAUGUUGGAACUGCACUGCUGCAUUUGUAUGGCAGUUAUGGAUUCUUGUCUGAUGCUCAGAGACUCUUUCAGGAGAUGCCCGAGCGGAAUGUUGUCUCCUGGACUGCCUUAAUGGUGAGCUUUUCCACAAAUGGGUAUCCACAGGAGGCCGUCAAGGCUUAUAGGUGGAUGAGGCGGGAAGGAGUGGUUUGCAAUCAAAACUCCUUUACGACAGCAAUUAGUUCUUGUUGGUUGCUCAAGGAUGAGAAGUUGAGCCUUCAAGUUAUUGCCCAUGUCGUGGUUGCUGGAUUUGACACUGAUGUUUCGGUGGCAAACUCUCUGAUAACAUUGUUUGGGAAUCUGGGGAGAUUAGAGGAAGCUGAACGCAUCUUUAACCAGAUGGAACAAAAGGACCCGAUAUCUUGGAAUUCGAUGAUAUCAAUAUAUUCACGAGAGGGAAUGCACAAGGAGUCUUUGCAGUUGUUUUCAGACAUGCGUCAUGGUAAUAUCAAGCCAGAUACCACCACUUUCUCCAGUUUAAUAACAGCAUGUAGCUGUUUGGAUCAUCUGAAGUGGGGAAAGGGACUUCAUGCCCUAAGUGUUAAAAAUGGUCUUGAUUUAUUUGUUUCUGUGGCCAAUGCCCUUGUUAAUAUGUACUCCACGGCAGGGAAGUACAAAGAGGCAGAGUUGUUGUUUCGUGACAUGCCCAAAAGAGAUCUGAUUUCAUGGAACUUUAUGAUCUCUUCCUACAUCCAGAGCGGGCAAUGCACGGAUGCCUUGAAGCUUUUAGCUCAACUGAUUCGAACAGAGAAAGAAACAAAUCAUGUGACAUUUGCUAAUGCACUCGCCGCAUGUUCUAGUCCUGAGGCUCUAUUUGACGGCAAGACUGUUCAUGCCCUCACAAUUCACAUUGGUCUCCAAGAGAACUUGUUGGUGGGUAAUGCUUUAAUCACCAUGUAUGGGAAAUGCAAUGCUAUGAGAGAAGCUGAGUUGGUGUUUCAAACAAUGCCUGAUCGUGAUGUUGUUACGUUCAACGCACUCAUAGGGGGACAUGCAGAGAAUGAAGUGCAAAGGGAGGCAGUGCUAGUAUUUAAUUGGAUGAGAGAAUCUGGAAUAAUGGUAAAUUACAUCACCAUGGUGAACGUCCUUGGGGAUUGCUCCACUCCAAAUGACCUGCUGAAGUAUGGAAAGCCGCUUCAUGCACAUAUAGUAUCCACUGGAUUUGAAUCAGAUAAGUAUGUAAAGAAUUCUCUGAUAACAAUGUAUGCCAAGUGUGGUGAUUUGGAUUCCAGUGCAUUUAUCUUUGAUGGCUUGGCCAACAAAACUGCAGUUUCAUGGAAUGCUAUGAUUGCUUCAAAAGCACACCAUGGUCAUGGAGAGCAUGCUUUAAAGCUCUUUAUGGAAAUGCAGCAUGCUGGAAUUUCUUUAGAUCAGUUCAGUCUCACCAGUGGCCUUGCAGCUAGCACAAGUUUGGCAUCACUUGAGGAAGGACAGCAACUUCACGGUCUGAUUACUAAACUUGGAUUUGAUUUGGACAUUCAUGUGGUAAAUGCUGCAAUGGAUAUGUAUGGAAAAUGUGGAAAGAUGGAUGAUAUGUUGAAAUUACUCCCUGAGCCUACUGAACGAUCCCAGCAAUCAUGGAAUAUUUUAAUAUCAGGGCAUGCAAGACAUGGUUGCUUUGAUCAGGCUGAAGAUACCUUUGAACAGAUGCUUUCAGUAGGACGGAAACCUGAUCAUGUUACCUUUGUUUCUCUUCUCUCUGCUUGCAAUCAUGCAGGCCUAGUAGACAAAGGUAUUGGUUACUACAAUGCAAUGACUUCAGAAUUUGGUAUCUCCCCAAGAAUAGAGCACUGUGUCUGUAUGGUUGAUCUACUUGGACGUUCAGGGAGGCUUGUUGAAGCAGAGAGGUUUAUUGAAGACAUGCCUGUGUCACAAAAUGAUCUAAUUUGGCGUAGUUUGCUGUCUUCCAGUAGAACUUACAGAAAUUUGGAUAUUGGUAGGAAAGCUGCCCGACGCCUUCUUGAGUUAGACCCUUUAGAUGACUCAGCUUAUGUUCUUCUAUCGAAUGUUUAUGCUACCAAUGGAAGGUGGGAAGACGUCGACAAAUUGAGAAUGCAUAUGAAGUCAAUCAAUUUGAAAAAGAGACCAGCUUGCAGUUGGAUUAAGGUGAAGAAUGAAGUGAGUUCCUUUGGCAUUGGGGACAGGAGUCACCCGCAGGCGCUGCGGAUCUAUUCAAAGUUGGAAGAGAUUUUGAAAAUGGUUAAACAAGUGGGUUAUGUUGCUGAUACCUCCUUCGCAUUGCAUGACACAGACGAAGAACAGAAAGAGCAUAACCUUUGGAGCCACAGUGAGAAGCUUGCUCUGGCAUUUGGGCUACUGAAUGUGCCAGAAGGAUCUACCAUAAGGGUAUUUAAGAAUCUUCGAGUUUGCGGGGAUUGCCAUAUGGUUUACAAAUUGGUUAGCAAGGCUGUUGAUCGGGAAAUAGUGCUGAGGGAUGCGUACAGGUUCCACCAUUUUAGAGGUGGAGAGUGUUCUUGCUCGGAUUAUUGGUAACGGUAUAUUGAGAAAAAUAAUUGUCAGAAAUCCUCAGUUGUGCAGUCUGUUUUUCAACUCUAUUCUUGAAGCGACACUGCUUCUGCUGAGUUAUGUAUUGAUUAUUUGUUUUAAUUUAUUGAUAUGGGAAUAGGUUAAAUUUGAUAUUCUGCAUUUUUCUGAA